Vicugna pacos (alpaca) is the source of this 4303-nucleotide messenger RNA. It is a transcript of the gene JAK2, whose product is annotated as Janus kinase 2. NCBI's taxonomy places the organism in Eukaryota, Metazoa, Chordata, Mammalia, Artiodactyla, Camelidae. Gene Ontology annotation, biological process: regulation of apoptotic process; tyrosine phosphorylation of STAT protein; growth hormone receptor signaling pathway via JAK-STAT. Gene Ontology annotation, cellular component: membrane; cytosol; cytoskeleton. Gene Ontology annotation, molecular function: growth hormone receptor binding; ATP binding; non-membrane spanning protein tyrosine kinase activity. The record is from RefSeq and is a predicted model, not a curated record.
UUUUGGAAGCAGGCAAGGGAAGAAGAUGUGAUCUGUCUCUCUUCUGCAGAAAAAGAGGCUCUUCUUCCCCUUCCCGCUAAGGCAAAUUUUCUGAAGAAGACUCUGCUUGGGAAUGGCUUGCCUUACAAUGACAGAAAUGGAAGGAACAUCUGCAUCCCCUAUACAUCAGAAUGGUGAUAUUCCUGGAAAUGCUAAUUCUGUGAAGCAAAUAGAUCCCGAACUACAGGUGUAUCUUUAUCAUUCCCUUGGGAAAGCUGAGGGAGAGUAUCUACAGUUUCCACCUGGGGAGUACGUUGCAGAAGAAAUUUGUGUUGCUGCUUCUAAAGCUUGUGGAAUCACACCUGUGUAUCAUAGUAUGUUUGCUUUAAUGAGUGAAACAGAAAGGAUCUGGUAUCCACCCAACCAUGUCUUCCAUAUAGAUGAAUCAACCAAGCACAGUGUACUCUACAGAAUCAGAUUUUACUUUCCCUACUGGUAUUGUAAUGGCAGCAACAGAACCUAUCGGCAUGGAAUAUCUCGAGGUGCUGAAGCUCCUCUUCUUGACGACUUUGUCAUGUCUUACCUUUUUGCUCAGUGGCGGCAUGAUUUUUUGCAUGGAUGGAUAAAAGUACCUGUGACUCAUGAAACACAGGAAGAAUGUCUUGGGAUGGCGGUGUUAGAUAUGAUGAGAAUAGCUAAAGAAAAGGAUCAGACUCCACUGGACAUCUAUAGCUCUGUCAGCUACAAGACAUUCUUACCAAAAUGUGUCCGAGCAAAGAUCCAGGACUAUCAUAUUUUGACAAGGAAGCGAAUAAGGUACAGAUUUCGCCGAUUUAUUGAGCAGUUCAGCCAUUGCAAAGCCACUGCCAGAAACUUGAAACUUAAGUAUCUUAUAAAUCUGGAAACUCUUCAGUCUGCCUUCUACACAGAGCAAUUUGAAGUAAAAGAACCUGGAAGAGGUCCUUCAGGUGAGGAGAUUUUUGCAACCAUUGUAAUAACUGGAAACGGUGGAAUUCAGUGGUCAAGAGGGAAACAUAAAGAAAGUGAGACACUGACAGAACAGGGUUUACAGUUAUAUUGUGAUUUUCCUGAUAUUAUUGAUGUCAGUAUUAAACAAGCAAACCAAGAAGGCUCAAAUGAAAGCAGAAUUGUAACUAUUCAUAAGCAAGAUGGUAAAAGUCUGGAAAUUGAACUUAGCUCAUUAAGAGAAGCUUUGUCUUUUGUGUCUUUAAUUGACGGAUAUUAUAGAUUAACUGCAGAUGCACAUCAUUAUCUUUGUAAAGAAGUAGCUCCUCCAAUGGUACUUGAAAAUAUUCAAAGCAACUGUCAUGGCCCAAUUUCAAUGGAUUUUGCUAUCAGUAAACUGAAGAAAGCAGGUAAUCAGACUGGACUCUAUGUACUUCGAUGCAGUCCUAAGGAUUUUAAUAAAUAUUUUCUGACUUUUGCUGUUGAGCGAGAAAAUGUCAUUGAAUAUAAGCACUGUUUGAUUACAAAAAAUGAGAAUGGAGAAUACAACCUCAGUGGUACUAAGAAGAACUUCAAUAAUCUUAAAGAUCUUUUGAAUUGCUACCAGAUGGAAACUGUUCGCUCAGACAGUAUCAUCUUCCAGUUUACUAAAUGCUGUCCCCCAAAGCCAAAAGAUAAAUCAAACCUUCUAGUCUUCAGAACCAAUGGUAUUUCUGAUAUACCAACGUCACCAACAUUACAGAGACAUAAUAAUGUGAACCAAAUGGUGUUCCACAAAAUCAGAAAUGAAGAUUUGAUGUUUAAUGAAAGCCUUGGCCAAGGUACUUUUACAAAAAUUUUUAAAGGCGUAAGAAGGGAAGUAGGAGACUACGGUCAACUGCAUGAAACAGAAGUUCUUUUAAAAGUUCUGGAUAAAACACAUAGAAACUAUUCAGAGUCUUUCUUUGAAGCAGCAAGCAUGAUGAGCCAGCUUUCUCACAAACAUCUGGUUUUAAAUUAUGGAGUGUGUGUCUGUGGAGAGGAGAAUAUUCUGGUUCAGGAGUUUGUAAAAUUUGGAUCACUAGAUACAUAUCUGAAAAAGAAUAAAAAUUCUAUAAAUAUAUUAUGGAAGCUUGAAGUGGCUAAACAGUUGGCAUGGGCCAUGCAUUUUCUAGAAGAAAAAACCCUUAUUCAUGGAAAUGUGUGUGCCAAAAAUAUUCUUCUUAUCAGAGAAGAAGACAGGAAGACAGGAAAUCCUCCUUUCAUCAAACUUAGUGAUCCUGGCAUUAGUAUUACAGUUUUGCCAAAGGACAUUCUGCAGGAGAGAAUACCAUGGGUACCACCUGAAUGCAUUGAAAAUCCUAAAAAUCUAAACUUAGCAACAGACAAAUGGAGUUUUGGUACCACUUUGUGGGAAAUCUGCAGUGGAGGAGAUAAGCCUCUGAGUGCUUUGGAUUCUCAAAGAAAGCUACAAUUUUAUGAAGAUAGGCACCAACUUCCUGCACCAAAGUGGACAGAAUUAGCAAAUCUUAUUAAUAAUUGUAUGGAUUAUGAACCAGAUUUUAGACCUUCUUUCAGAGCCAUCAUUCGAGAUCUUAACAGUUUGUUUACUCCAGAUUAUGAACUAUUAACAGAAAAUGACAUGUUACCAAAUAUGAGGAUAGGUGCCCUAGGGUUUUCUGGUGCUUUUGAAGACCGAGACCCUACACAGUUUGAAGAGAGACACUUGAAAUUUCUACAGCAACUUGGCAAGGGUAAUUUUGGGAGUGUGGAGAUGUGCCGGUAUGACCCUCUACAAGACAAUACUGGGGAGGUGGUAGCUGUUAAAAAGCUCCAGCACAGUACUGAAGAGCACCUGAGAGACUUUGAAAGGGAAAUUGAAAUCCUUAAAUCCUUGCAGCAUGACAACAUUGUAAAGUACAAGGGAGUGUGCUACAGUGCUGGCCGGCGUAAUCUAAGAUUAAUUAUGGAAUAUUUACCAUAUGGAAGUUUACGAGACUAUCUCCAAAAACAUAAAGAACGGAUAGAUCAUAAAAAACUUCUGCAGUAUACAUCUCAGAUAUGCAAGGGCAUGGAGUAUCUUGGUACAAAAAGGUAUAUCCACAGGGAUCUGGCAACAAGGAAUAUAUUGGUGGAGAAUGAAAACAGAGUUAAAAUAGGAGAUUUUGGUUUAACCAAAGUCUUGCCACAAGACAAAGAAUACUACAAGGUGAAAGAACCUGGUGAAAGUCCUAUAUUCUGGUAUGCACCAGAAUCACUGACAGAGAGCAAGUUUUCUGUGGCUUCAGAUGUUUGGAGCUUUGGAGUGGUUCUGUAUGAACUUUUCACAUAUAUUGAGAAAAGUAAAAGCCCACCAGCGGAAUUUAUGCGUAUGAUUGGCAAUGACAAACAAGGACAGAUGAUUGUGUUUCAUUUGAUAGAACUUCUGAAGAAUAAUGGAAGAUUACCAAGACCAGAUGGAUGCCCAGACGAGAUUUACGUAAUCAUGACAGAAUGCUGGAACAAUAAUGUAAAUCAGCGCCCCUCUUUCAGAGAUCUAGCUUUUCGAGUUGAUCAAAUAAGGGACAACAUGGCUGGAUGAAAGAAAUGAACUUCACUCUGAGACCAAAAUAGACUUACAAAGUUUCGUAUUUCACACUGCUGUGGUCUAUUAUUACAUAUAUCAUUAUUAUAUAUAUCAUAAUGCCAGCCAGCAAAGGUAUGGAAACAUCUGCUCAAAACUUUCAAAGUUGAGUGAGUUUUUCUUCAUGAGAAUACCAGCCAAAGACAUUGAUGAGAAGUUGUUAGCAAAGAAUUUUGUAAAAAAAAAAAAAAACAAGAAGUUUUGUGAAUGUAAUCAGUUAACAUCACCUUUCUUUGGCAAAGGACAAAUAGACUAUUUUCAACUCAGAAUGAUGAGAGAUGGAAAAAUUGUAAUGUAAAUAUUUCAGAUGCACAGAGUAUGUAUGUACAGUUUUUACCACAGUGAAUGUGUAACAUCUUGGCAUCUUGUGUCAUGUUUUACACAAGGGCUGGUGUUCAUAGUAAUGUUUUCUAAUUUUUCCAUAGUCGAUCUAUAAUAACUUCCCUAUAUACAAAUUUAAGAUGCUCAGAUAAUUAAGCACCUUUGUGUCCUUGUUCAUCUGUAUCACAGGCCAGCAAUAUAAGCAGGUAUAUACUUCUAGCAUGUUGUUUUAUGUACUGUAAAUAUUUUUCAAAGCAAAGGGAACAAAUGUUUAAUUUUAUUUCUAUAGAUUAUUUCCCUGACCCUAAAGAAUACAUUUUGAAAUGGAACAAGUUUACAAAGAUAUAACCCAAUCUAUUUUCUUAUUUGUCUCCCUUGUAGCUGUUUGUGAUGAGUAUGUUUUUUAAAUAGAACUAUAUCCAAAUUUUUCUAAGA